CCCAUACCACGGCGACCACACGCCUCUGUCGCUAGCACACAUUGCAUGAUUUGCGAGCGCCAAUUGGAUGCGUGGCGUGCCGGGUCGCGAGACGCGAAUGGGACCAUGGCUGCGGCGUCUGUGUCAGGCGCCGCCUCGGAGCCGGAUGGGAGCACAUGGAAUCCUUCGGACCGGGGGUAGCAUCACGCAUUGCGUCGCCAGAAAUACGCCCUGCCGGUCAUAUUCGACCCGGAUGCCGGCCGUCAGACAUGCUCCCGUCAUUUCGAUUCUUCCGCGAACAGUAACAAUCUCACAAUGCCGCCACGCCAGUUCCUCAGCCAAGGACGGCCCCGAGCAGCGCCGCGCCGCCGAGCUCGAAGAGCGCAUCGCCGCCAUCCCCAUCGAGCGCUACCGCAACUUCUGCAUCGUCGCCCACAUCGACCACGGCAAGAGCACCCUGUCCGACCGCCUGCUUGAGCACACGGGCACCAUCUCGGCGAGCGAUGCCAACAAGCAGAUCCUCGAUAAGCUCGACGUCGAGCGCGAGCGCGGCAUCACCGUCAAGGCCCAGACCUGCACAAUGAUCUACCGCCACCCGACCACCAAGCUCGACUACCUCCUGCACCUGGUCGACACGCCUGGCCACGUCGACUUCCGCGCCGAGGUCACGCGCUCAUACGCCUCGUGCGGCGGCGCCCUGCUGCUUGUCGACGCUUCGCAGGGCGUGCAGGCGCAGACCGUCGCCAACUUCUAUUUGGCGUUCGCCCAGGGCCUGACGCUGGUGCCGGUGGUGAAUAAAAUCGACUUGCCGACGGCCGACGUCGAGCGCGCGCUGGAGCAGCUUGAGAGUGUUUUUGAGCUGGACACGUCCAUCGCGGUGCGGGUGAGCGCCAAGACGGGGCAGGGGGUUGGGGAGAUUCUGCCGGCUGUUAUUGAGCAUGUGCCGGCGCCCAAGGGAGAUACGGCGAAGCCGUUGAGGAUGCUGCUGGUCGAUUCGUGGUAUGAUACCUUCAAGGGGGUGGUGUUGUUGGUGAGGGUGUUUGACGGGACCGUGCGGGCGGGGGAUAAGUUGGUUAGUUUGGGCACGGGGAACGAGUACACCGUUGGGGAGGUGGGCAUUCAGUAUCCGAAUGCGGUGCCGCAGAAGGUCUUGAGGGCCGGGCAGGUCGGGUAUGUGUAUUUCAACCCUGGGAUGAAACAGAUUCAGGAUGCCAAGAUUGGGGAUACCUUUACUACGGUUGGGUCUGAGGGCGUCGUGGAGCCGUACCCCGGGUUCGAGGAGCCCAAGCCGAUGGUGUUUGUGGCGGCGUUUCCGACCGACCAGAGCGACUAUCACAAGCUGGAGGACAGCAUUGGGCAGCUGGUGCUCAACGACCGCAGCAUAACGCUGAAGAAGGACUUUUCGGAGGCGCUCGGGGCCGGGUGGCGGUUGGGGUUCCUGGGGAGUCUGCACUGCUCCGUUUUUCAGGACCGGUUACGCCAGGAGCACGGGGCGGACAUCAUCAUCACGGAGCCGGCCGUGCCGACAAAGAUUGUCUGGUCCAACGGCGGCCCGGAGACCAUCAUCACCAACCCGGCCGAGUUCCCGGACAACGAAGACGUCCGCAUGCGCAAGGCCACCAUCUACGAGCCCUUUGUCCUUGCCACCAUCACCCUGCCUGACGAGUACCUCGGCCGGGUCAUCGAGAUCUGCGAGAAUGCCCGCGGCAUACAAAAGAGCAUCGAGUUCUUCCACGCCACCCAGGUCAUCCUCAAGUACGAGGUGCCGAUGUCGAGCCUGGUGGACGACCUGUUUGGCAAACUGAAGGGCGCCACCAAGGGGUAUGCCACGCUCGACUACGAGGACGCUGGCUGGCGGCCGAGCAGUCUGGUCAAGAUGAACCUGCUGGUUAACAAGAAGCCCGUCGACGCGAUCGCGCGCGUGGUGCAUUCCAGCCAGGUGGACCGGCUGGGCAGGCAGUGGGUGACCAAGUUCAAGGAGCAUGUGGAGCGGCAGAUGUUCGAGGUCGUCAUUCAAGCCGCCGCCGGCAAGCGCAUCGUUGCGCGUGAGACGAUUAAGCCUUUCCGAAAGGACGUGCUCGCCAAAUUGCACGCCAGUGAUAUUUCCCGCCGCCGGAAGCUGUUGGAGAAACAGAAGGCUGGUCGGAAGCGGCUGAGGGCGGUCGGAAACGUUGUCAUUGAGCAAGCGGCGUUCCAGAAGUUCUUGUCGAAGUGAGGGCUGCUGGGUAAGUGGUAUUAGUGUUGUUGUACUGUUACAUGUAUUCUUGUGAGAUGCAUAGCUGGCGUUGGGGCGGUGUACGAACAAUAGAGGCAACGAAUGCUGGUGUUCGGAAGGUUUUCUGUCGGAUACCAUGAUUUGAUAGUUAAUCGGAAGGGGUUGCCUUAUUGUUGAUUCAUCGCGAGCGUCAGUCGUGUGCAAGUAAGAGGGGCGCCUGCCUAUUCGAUGAGUUUGAGCUUGAAGGAUGGAUUGAGUCUUAGGUAUUCAAACAUCAGCUUUAAUCGAUGCUUUCC
Parathielavia appendiculata is the source of this 2490-nucleotide messenger RNA. Its product is annotated as GTP-binding protein lepa. Gene Ontology annotation, cellular component: mitochondrion. Bases 68 to 2194 code for a protein of 708 amino acids. Lineage: Eukaryota; Fungi; Ascomycota; Sordariomycetes; Sordariales; Chaetomiaceae. Gene Ontology annotation, molecular function: mitochondrial ribosome binding; GTPase activity; GTP binding. The record is from RefSeq and is a predicted model, not a curated record. Gene Ontology annotation, biological process: positive regulation of translation. The transcript is spliced from 3 exons.